This is a messenger RNA of Pleuronectes platessa (European plaice), 4073 nucleotides long. RefSeq names its product prostaglandin D2 receptor 2. Lineage: Eukaryota; Metazoa; Chordata; Actinopteri; Pleuronectiformes; Pleuronectidae. The record is from RefSeq and is a predicted model, not a curated record. Bases 255 to 1571 code for a protein of 438 amino acids. Gene Ontology annotation, molecular function: complement receptor activity; G protein-coupled receptor activity. Gene Ontology annotation, biological process: positive regulation of cytosolic calcium ion concentration; complement receptor mediated signaling pathway; phospholipase C-activating G protein-coupled receptor signaling pathway. Gene Ontology annotation, cellular component: plasma membrane. The transcript has 2 exons.
GUGUGUCAGUUAAGAACAACAUGCAUUUAACACCUUAUUCAAUCAGCUAAAGUUACUGUUAAUGCCACUGUCAGGAAAUACCAACAUAUCCUCCAACCCAAACAACCAUCGAGGGCAUAUAUACCCUCAGAUGCGACCAAUGGGAGUAUAGCAGUGACAUGCACUUGUUGUGAUGUUAACACACUCGAAGAGGCAGCUGAGGUUGUGGAACAGUCACCGUUUGGAUACCUUACGAUACUACGUAACGAGCACAGAUGCCAAACGCAACAAGCGGAGGGCUCUUCUGCCCCCUGCUGCAAGACAUGCGGAAUCACAGCCUCAACAACAACAGCCAGGUCAAUAUGGUGGUGGUUUGCUUCCACGGUCUGGUCUCCUGCCUCGGGCUUCUGGAGAACGCUCUGAUCCUCUGGGUGCUUGGCUUCCGCCUUCAGCACCACACCGUCACCUCCAUCUGGGUGCUAAACCUAGCCCUGUCUGACUUCCUAGCCACCCUGAGCCUCCCCCUCUUCGCUUCUUACUACUACCACCUCCACAGCUGGGAGCUCGGCAACGCACUCUGCAAGACACAGGCUUCCAUCUUCUUCAUAAACAUGUUUGUGUCAGCCUUCCUGCUGGCCGCAAUUUCACUCGAUCGCUUGCUUCUCGUAGUCAAGCCAGUGUGGAGCCAGAAUCAUCGGGCAGUGUCAGGAGCAUGGAAGGUGUGUGGAUUAGGUUGGUUAUGGGCUGCACUGAACACAAUACCUUACACAGUGUUCCGCUCAGUAAUUGAGAAACAGGGUGAGGGGAAUUUGUGCUAUCAUAACUUUGCUCUGAUUUCAUCCUCUCAAGCCACUUUGGAGAGAGACUGCGAAGUGAGACAGGCAGCCACAGCCGUCUCCAAGUUGCUGCUGGCAUUCCUCUUUCCCUUGGUGGUGAUUGCAGGGAGUUAUGUCCAAAUAGGUCUCAGCCUGAGGAGCAGGAGCAGGAGGAGGAAGCAGAGCACCACCAGACUAACUGAUGCCCUGAUCAUGUCAAACAAAGGCAUGGCAUCAGGAGCUACAGACACAACAACUAACAUCAUCCUCAAGCCUCCGUCCUCCAGUCCAACUUUAGCUUCGACGCCAGCCUCCAUGUCCACCACCAUCUCUAAUCAGACCAAUCGGGGCCAGCUGUCCCAGAGCUUCAUCAAAAUGGUGACAUUUGUGAUCACUGCAUUUGUACUGUGCUGGGCUCCCUAUCACAUCUUCUGCAUCAUCGAGCUGACGGCACAUUACUGGAGGAAGAAUCUCAAAGUGGUGGAGUUGGGGCUUCCCCUCGCUACAACCAUCGCAUUCUUGAAUCCGGUGUUGAACCCCAUUCUGUACGCCUUCAGCUGUCCACACUUCUGCGUGAAGAUACGACAGAGUCUGGGAGCAGUGUUUGACGGACUGGUAGAAGAGGACGGAGGGUUCCUAGUCGCUCAAGGGAAGAGCAUAAGAGCUCAGAUUAGGCGGAAAAGCAGUCGAGAUGUGAGCCCUGCAACACCAGGGUCAUCAUCACCCUGUACAUCGCCUGUCAUCCGACAUGCCUUCCCUCAGCCUUUGGACUCUUAAAACCUUGAAGAUCAUCAAAUUGAUAAAACAGGACAAGAUUCAAAAAUAAUGAUGGCGCAAAGCUGAGAUCCCAUUUGGUUUUUGGUUUAUAUUUGUGUUAAUGAUAUGAUGUAUCUUAAUUCAAAACAAAUUUGUCUUAGUUUACAUGUUGACCUUAUUCAGUCGAAGGACUUGGACAUAUUGCAAAAAAACUGAGGCUGCCGCAAAAUGUUCUCAGGAAAGGAGUCAGCAGGAAGGUUUGUUUCUACAUCUACAGAUUGCAUUGUCGAUCUGGGUCCAGUCUAAAUAUCUGACCAACUACAGGAUUCCUGUGAAGUUUUGCACAGCCAUUUGUGCUGCUGAGGGGAAGAAUCCUUGGCAACCAUAAUCUUGGUAUGUCUGGUGCCAUUUGAGAAAGAAAAAAUAUGACGUGGCCACAAAAUAAUUAGGCAUGCAUGGGGAUGAGAUAAUAAGUCAUCCAAGGCAUAAAAGAGCCUCUUAUAGAGGCUACAUCAUGUGAUAAGAUGCAUCCAAGAGGCUUCUUCAGCUUAAUCAGCCAGGGCUUGUUAGUAAAGAACAGAUUCAUAGUUAUUUAAAUUUUCCCCACACCUAAAUAACUUGUGGUUGUGACUUAUUUAUCUGUUCGUAAGCGUUAUAAUUUCGUGGACACAUAUUUUAUUCCCAUAUGUCACCUGACGGGCUCCAUAGGAUGACACUGAUGGUUCUGUUGAAAUAUCUUUUAAUCUGUGAAAAAAAUCAUGUGAAAUUAGAUACAAGCAUUCCAAAGAAAUUAUGUUUAUUAGUUUCUGAUAUUUUUUUAAUGCAAAUUCUUAUGUAGUUUAACCUCUUCUGGCCCCUUUAGAGUUCUCAAUUGAAAUGAGAAAAAAAAAUUCAGUGGUAAGGUUGGAAACUCUGGGGACACCAGUACCCAGUGCUUAUGGAAAAUCUGCUGUUAUAGAUUGAGUGCCCAUGCUAUGCCCAUUCUGGCCAUCAGAGAGCAGUACAGCCCUGAUUGCGUACACAGACAUUGAAAUUAUAUAGUAGGAUUAUGCUUUUCAGGUCCUGUAAUCCAGGAGCUUUUAAAUCUGAACAGCCUAACGUCAGGCCACCUUUCUGAGUGAUUGGAUUUCAUCAUGUCUGAUAUUUAUUUUGAUUGACUGUCUCACUGCCGCCGCCACAAUCGUCUGGUUCCAUCAGACUCAAUUGAAAACACGUGGUCACACAGGCCGAGGUGUAAUUUAGGCCAGAGCAGCAACAGGAUUGCCAUGGAGGUAGUUGUAAUUUGGUGAGAAUAUCGGAGGGAAGAUACAGAAUAUAAAAACAGUGCAGGAUUAAACCUAAACGGGUCAGACUGACAUAGAAAGUUCAACUUCCCUCUCAAUCAUUCAGUUCCAGCAGAUUAUCUUUCUCUGUCUCUCGCUCUCUUUUCAUACAUUUUUGUCUGCACUGUGUCUUUUUUGCUUGACAGCAAACACCAUAGAAUGGGGAGGAGAAAAAAACUGAAAAAUAACAUACAUUUAAUGAAUGUGUUUGAAAUGUGUUAAGGCCGAAUUAUACUCGUGUUGCACGGACGCACGCAUGCACGCAAGACACGCAACACGCCCCUUUCGUGCCUUCUGCGGGCUUGCGUGCGUCCGCCAAUUUUUCUAACUACACGACAAAACGACGCGAGCCUCACGCCGCAAGGCUUGGCAAGUCUAGUUUCCGGUUUCAUGCCCCACAAUACGCGGAAAUCACGGAAGAUUUAGAAGAACGAAUAUGGAACAAAUAGAAGAGCACUUGGCAGAAGAGAUCCGAAAGUAUGACCACUUGUAUAACCCGUCACUGACUGGAGGAUUUGUCCGCCAGAAAUAGGCUAUUAGGAGCAUAUAUCUAUGAUUAGGAGACGGAGUGGCGAUGUAAAUAAAGAUUCGACGAAGAAGAAGACGUCUCUUCUUUGUGUGUUUUGUUUUCGAAACAAAACGUUACUCCGCCUAGUGUUCUGGCGGUGAAUUGCGUUGCAACAUGCGCAACACGUGAGUGAAGCAUAAACCAAAACGAGUCCGUCGAUGCAGCUGCGUGGCCUUCCGCGGUUGCAGUCGCAGGACUAUAAUUAGGCCUAGAAGAUGUGAAACCUGUUAAUUGCAGAACAAGACUAUACUGAAAAUGUAUGUAGAGGCACAGAAUCUGCUGGUGGCUCAUUGGUCAAUUUGCCAGUUUUGAUAUACAAAGAAUAAACUGCAUGUUACAUGGUUGAACAUCAUCUCAAUCAUCUGCACAAUUUUAUAAUAAAAGUAUAACUCAAGUUCAGCAUGUCGUGCCCAGUACUAAGUGGUCAUUUAUCAGCUCUUUGUCCAAAUUUUUUUUUAGAUCUUCCACGAAUUUGGCAAAUUGUACAUCUCAUCUGAAGUUUGUUGUCUAUGACAAAAUGAACAUCCGGAUAUGGUUUGAAUACCAUUGCACGGUCAGAUAAGAUUUCAUCGAUUCCUUUUCCCUUGUUUUUAAGAAUGUGUUGAUAAUAAACUAAACCACUCAGAUACUGUA